Messenger RNA from Owenia fusiformis, 1206 nucleotides. The record is from the annotation of a GenBank genome assembly. NCBI's taxonomy places the organism in Eukaryota, Metazoa, Annelida, Polychaeta, Sabellida, Oweniidae.
AUGGCCGAAAGUGGUGGUUGUGUUUUAGGGAGCUCCCAAAAUAUUGUUACCUUGGAUGUAUUGGAAACAAAUAUCAGAACAAUAUUGGAUACAUGUGAUUCUGUACCAAAAAGUACAGUAGUGGAGAAUCUUAUAUACGAAAUCGAUAAUGAAGAGGACCUAAAAUCUGCCAGAGAAAGAUUAUUCUCUUUGUCUAAGAGAAAACUAAAGGAACAGUAUAUAGCCCUAUAUGAAAUAAAAGAUGAGGAAUAUAGGCAGCCAGAUUUGAAACUAGUGAAUAGAACUGGAGAUGGAAAGAUGGCUAAUAUUGCUGUGGAUAUCUAUGAUAUGUUUACAUAUAUAUCAGAUAACUGUGAUAAUGAUGAUUUCCCCAAAACUAUAUUAUCUAGUAAAAGUCUGUCAACAUUGCCAAGUUUGAAGGAUGAUAUUAUGAAGCCUCUCAGAUCAAAGGUCACGGAAUUAUACGCUAAACUAGCAAUGGCUAUGAAUACUAUUGUUGAACUAAAAGAUAAAAUGGAUAAGAUUGAGGAGAAACACAAUGAAGAAAUGGAUGAUAUGAGACAACAGAUGGAAUCUAUACAGCGAACUUUGUUGAAAGGGCCAACACUACAAGUAGGUAGCCCUAUUUCUUCACCUUCAAUACCUGACCUCAAUGAACCACAAAGGACCUUAAAUGCGCUAAUUAACCCUAAUAUUGUUAGCACUCCAAAAGUUAUUUCAACUUAUAAUACUUCGUUUGGCAGAGGCCGAGGUCGUAGAGAUGCCCUAACAAUAACAAAGCUCAUUUUGAACUCAGAUACAAACAACUCAGUGGUGCCUGUUAGUGGACAGUUUGACAAUGGAGUUAUCAGCCAUGCAAGCGGAAAAACCAAAACAGUGUCAAAAACUGUGCCAGGUCAAAGUGUACAGUGUGAUCCUAAUACAGUCAAACCUGUUGUGGUUGAGCAGGAAAAUCCUGAAUCCAAAUGUGAUGAAAAUGAUAAAACACUUGAAAAUGAUGAAUCCAUAUGUGACAUGUAUGACACAAUCAGCACCAAUGGAAAAACAUGGGCACAAAUAAUAAAUGAGCAUGAUGACAAGGAACCAAAACAAAACACCCGUAUGAGUACAACAUGGGAAACAGCACAGACACGAAAACAAAAACUUCGAUCGAGGAGACAAUCUAAACCUGAAAAAAAAGCCACAGUUAAAAGGUGUAAAACAUGA